ACUGUGUUGCGGCCCCUUUAAAGACAACUCCCGCGUUCGGAGUUGAACGGAAAUAGAAAGACUGUUUUUCCUCUAUUUAAGCGCGCCAACAAAGACUUCCACACACGAUUUGAGUGUGUCUUCCAUACACCCAGCAUUUGUUGAUUGUGGUACCCGGCCCGGUAUUUCCUCCAAUCUUCCGAAACAUGCCUGAGGAAACGUCUGUCGCGUCAAGCUCUGGGAGCAGCGUGGACGAGAAGCCGUGCUCGUCGUCAGCACCGGCGACAGACGGCUGUUCUGUAGACGUCAUGGAGGAGGCAAAGAAGCUCAUCGGUACAGGGAACAGACAUCUCGUGAUGGGUGACGUUGUCGCUGCAGUCGGUGUCUUUCAGGAUGCGUGCGGCAUGUUAGCUGCCAAGUAUGGAGACACUGCAGAUGAAUGUGGCGAGGCCUUUUUCCUGUGUGGGAAGUCCCUGCUAGAGCUUGCCAGGAUGGAGAACACGGUCCUUGGAAAUGCCCUGGAAGGAGUCCCAGAGGAAUCUGAAGAUGAGCAGCCCAGUAACUCAAAUAUUGAGAGUGCAAAUAACCUUGAUGAAAAUACUCGCGACGAGCUACGAAAACAGGUGUAUGAUGCAAUGGAGGCGAAGCCUGAGGAGGUAGAAAGAAAACCGGAGUCGGAUGUGAAGAGCGGCACUGAGGUGAAGCAGGAAAACGUCUUUUCGAAGUCAUCACCCAAACAAGCUGGGGAUGACUCUCAGAAGCCCUCAGCUUCCCAAUUGAAUGGCGCGGUCAAGAGUCUGGAUGAAGAGGAUGAUGACAGUGACGACGACGAUGAUGAUGAGGAAGUGGACAAAAAUGGUGACAAGGAGGAGGAUGAAGUUGGAAAUCUGCAAUUGGCUUGGGAAAUGCUUGAGGUGGCAAAGGUCAUCUAUAAGAGAAAGGAAAGCAAAGAAGACCAGCUCAUGGCAGCCCAGGCCUUUUUGAAACUUGGAGAAGUUGGUGCAGAAACGGGCAACUAUCCUCAGGCACUAGAAGACUUCCAAGAGUGUUUGGCCCUGCAGCUCAAGUAUCUUCCUCCUCACAGUCGUCUGCUGGCUGAGACCCAUUACCAUGUUGCCACAACACUGUGCUACAUGGAUCAGUACAGCCAGGCCAUUCAGCACUACAAUAGCUCCAUAAAAGUGAUCGAGACCCGCCUGGCCAUGUUGCAGGACUUGAUUGAUGCAGCAGAGGGCACCGAAGGGGCAAAAGAGGCCACAACUGAGAUGGAAGAACUCAAGCAGCUUCUGCCUGAUAUUCGAGAAAAAAUAGAAGAUGCAGAAGAAACCCAGAAAACAUCCAGUGCUGCCUCCCAGGCAAUUCAACAGACCCUUGGUGGUGCUUCAACCUCCUCGGCAUCCCGGAGUGAAAAUGGCAACCCCUGUUCAGCCCUUGCUGCCACCUCACAAAUCCCAGUGAAAUCAGCUGAUGGUGGAUCAUCUUUGAAAGUGGCCUCAGACAUCUCUCACCUCGUCAGAAAAAAGAGGAGAGCAGAGGAGAACAGCCCAGUAAAGGACACUGAUGCUAAGCAGGCCAAACAGGAAGCCACAAUUAAUGGCAGUGGAGACUCUAGUGCCAACAAUGGAAUUGAGGAGCAAAAAUCAAAGGAGACUGCUGUCCAGUCGCCCUCUGUCCAGUCCUCAGCGUGACAAGCCACCUCUUUCAUGCGCUUUGAAAACCAGCAUGCAACUGUUAUUCAAACACUUGUAAAUAAUAACAAUUUUCAUUGACUUGUCUGUCCAGUUUUGUACACUUUCAGUAAAACAAUUUUCAAAUGCA
Hippocampus zosterae (dwarf seahorse) is the source of this 1797-nucleotide messenger RNA. It is a transcript of the gene nasp, whose product is annotated as nuclear autoantigenic sperm protein (histone-binding). Lineage: Eukaryota; Metazoa; Chordata; Actinopteri; Syngnathiformes; Syngnathidae. Gene Ontology annotation, molecular function: histone binding. Gene Ontology annotation, biological process: CENP-A containing chromatin assembly; DNA replication-dependent chromatin assembly. The transcript is spliced from 15 exons. Bases 186 to 1667 code for a protein of 493 amino acids. The record is from RefSeq and is a predicted model, not a curated record. Gene Ontology annotation, cellular component: nucleoplasm.